GUGACUGGUUCAUCAGCUCAUGUUGUUCACUGAACCCUGCUACAUGAUGAGAUUUCUAGUCGUGUUAGUUUUUGUUGAAGUCAUCAGAGUCGGCUGUUUUUCAACAGUCAGGAACAAUCUUGGAGCUCAAAAUGUGGAAGAAAGGUCUGCGCAGUUCACAAAGGAUGAUAAGGGUGACAAACGCCAUUUUUACCGAUACCUGGACGUUAAUCAAGAUGGCAUACUGGAAAGAAAAGAGUACAUCGACUUUGUAAUCCAGAGAGCAAAACUCCACUUAGACGCCGAGAGACAAUCUGAACUAGACGAUAUCAUGAAUGAAGCUUGGUUGGAUUUCUUGUCCAACGAAGGAAAUAGCUUUCCUGAGUCGGUCAAACUAAACCCGGGCGAUACAGAAGAACACCUUACACCUAGAAAACGUCGGCAACAUAGAAUUUUCAUCAGAGCGCUUUUCGUUAUUUUUGACUCUGACGCAGACGAGAAGUUGGACAACCAAGAGCUGGUGCGUUUCUUUGAAGUUUUCCAAGUCCCGGUGGCUGAACUUGGUCUGUCCUUUGACCACAUUGACACAAACCAAAACGGCGGGAUUGACAAGAGCGAGUUUCUUGAACUGGCGGAUUAUGCCAGUUUUCUGGGGUGCGGCAGGCGUGGCGGCGUUCUUUAAGUAUCGUUAUCGA
Lingula anatina is the source of this 674-nucleotide messenger RNA. RefSeq lists its product as uncharacterized. Lineage: Eukaryota; Metazoa; Brachiopoda; Lingulata; Lingulida; Lingulidae. The record is from RefSeq and is a predicted model, not a curated record. Gene Ontology annotation, molecular function: calcium ion binding.